Messenger RNA from Tinamus guttatus (white-throated tinamou), 2425 nucleotides. NCBI's taxonomy places the organism in Eukaryota, Metazoa, Chordata, Aves, Tinamiformes, Tinamidae. The record is from RefSeq and is a predicted model, not a curated record.
CUGGAGCGGCACCGCCUCACCGCCGGCACCACGUGGCACACGGCCGGGCUGCUGUGGCAGCUGCGUCCCAGCGACGUGGAGGUGGAGCUGCUGGCCCACACGCGGCGCGUGGUGAGCCAGGAGCUGCCGGAGGAGACGGGGCUGCACGCCGGCUGGAUCCAGAACGGCGGCAGGCUGGACGAGUACAAGCGGCUCAUGUCGCUUGGAAAGGUCUACGGCGUGGAGUCCUACGUAUUGUCCCCCUCUGAGACCAAGGACCUGUACCCGCUGAUGAAUGUGGAUGACCUGUAUGGCACACUCUAUGUCCCUAAGGAUGGCACCAUGGAUCCGGCUGGCACCUGCUCAACUCUUGCUAGAGCAGCAACUGCCAGAGGCGCUGCGAUCAUAGAGAAUUGCCCAGUGACUGGCAUCCAGGUGAAAGCCGAUGAUCUGGGUGUGAAGAGAGUGUCUGCAGUAGAGACGCCCUACGGGACUAUCCAGACUCCCUGCGUGGUGAACUGUGCAGGUGUGUGGGCCCCAGCCCUGGGCCGGAUGGCCGGUGUCCACGUGCCGCUGGUGGCGAUGCACCACGCCUACGUGGUGACGGAGCGCAUCGAGGGCAUCCAGAACAUGCCGAACGUUCGAGAUCACGACGCCUCGGUGUAUCUCCGUCUCCAAGGCGAUGCCCUUUCCGUGGGUGGAUAUGAGUCAAAUCCAAUAUUCUGGGAGGAGGUAUCUGAUAAAUUUGCUUUUGGCCUCUUUGAUCUGGACUGGGAUGUUUUCAUGCAACACUUUGAAGGUGCUGUCAACAGAGUCCCGGUGCUGGAGAAAACAGGAAUUAAAUCCACUGUCUGUGGGCCAGAGUCAUUCACAGCCGACCACAAACCACUCAUGGGAGAAGCCCCAGAAGUCCGAGGCUUCUUCCUCGGCUGCGGUUUCAACAGCGCUGGAAUGAUGCUUGGAGGCGGCUGCGGCAGGGAACUGGCUCACUGGGUCAUCCACGGGCGGCCAGAAAAGGACAUGUACGGCUACGACAUCAGGCGCUUUCCCCGCUCCCUCACGGACAACAACCGCUGGCUGCGCGAGCGGAGCCACGAGUCCUACGCCAAGAACUACUCCGUGGUCUUCCCCUACGACGAGCCCCUGGCGGGACGCAACAUGAGGAAAGACCCCCUGCACGAGGAACUGCUGGAACAAGGCUGUGUUUUCCAGGAGAGACACGGCUGGGAGAGGCCUGGCUGGUUCAACCCCAAGGGAGCAGCUCCGGUCCUGGAUUACGACUACUACGGGGCUUACAAGCGGCAGCGUCACAGCAACUACACCUACAACCAGCUGCUGGGGGCCGAGUACACCUUCGACUUCCCCCCGCAUCACCACGUCAUCAAGAAUGAAUGCUUAACGUGCAGAAAUGCCCUGGCUCUCUUUGACAUGUCUUAUUUUGGGAAAUUCUACCUGGUUGGUCCUGAAGCGACAAAAGCGGCGAACUGGCUUUUCACCGCUGAUGUUAGCAAAGCACCAGGUACUGGUUCAACCUUGUUAUUUCAGCUUCACAGUGCCGGGGGGGUUAUUGAUGUUCCUACCACGGGGUGUCUUGCAGGGGACGGCUACUACCUGGCUGUCGGCGGGGCCGUGGCGCAGCACAACUGGUCGCACAUCAGCACGGUGCUGCAGGACCUGAAGCUGCAGUGCAGCCUCCUGGACUGCUCCGAGGAGCUGGGCAUGCUGAGCCUGCAGGGCCCGCUCAGCCGCACUGUGCUCCAGGACGUGCUCGACACGGAUCUCAGCAACGAGGCCUUCCCCUUCUCCACCCACAAGCUGGCCAAGGUGGCGGGAUGCACGGUCCGUGCCAUGAGGUUGUCCUUCGUCGGCGAGAUGGGCUGGGAGCUGCACGUGCCCCGGGCGGACUGCGUGAGGGUCUACCAAGCGGUGAUGAAGGCGGGCGCGCGGCACGGCAUCGCCAACGCCGGCUACCGAGCCAUCGACAGCCUGAGCAUCGAGAAAGGGUACAGACACUGGCACGCGGACCUGCGCCCCGAUGACACCCCGCUCGAGGCGGGUUUGGCCUUCACCUGCAAGCUCAAGUCGGACAUCCCCUUCCUGGGCCGGGAGGCCGUGGAGGCUCAGAAGGCCGCCGGCCUCCCCCGCCGCCUCGUCUGCUUCACCACCGACGAGAAGGUGCCCAUGUUCGGCCUGGAGGCCGUGUGGCGGGACGGCCAGGUGGUCGGCCACAUCCGCCGGGCCGACUUCGGCUUCGCCAUCGACAAGACCAUCGCGUACGGCUACAUCCCCGACCCCUCUGCCUCGCAGGUCUCGCUGGAUUUUGUGAAGAGCGGCAGCUACGAGCUGGAGCGCAUGGGAGUCACCUACCCGGCCCGAGCGCACACCAAGUCCCCCUUCGACCCGGACAACAAGCGCGUGAGGGGCAUUUACUGAGCGACAGGCGGCG